Molecule: messenger RNA, 630 nt
Organism: Knipowitschia caucasica
Lineage: Eukaryota; Metazoa; Chordata; Actinopteri; Gobiiformes; Gobiidae
Source: the annotation of a GenBank genome assembly
AUGUUAGCCGCCAUGCUCACUGCGAACGCGGUGCCUGUUGAUUCCUCUGCGUCGGACAUGAAUGGCGCCAGCCGCCCGGUUUGGAGAACACAGCUACGUAUUACAGUGACUUUGAAUGGGGGAGAGGAGGAGGCAGACGAGCAGCAAGAAGAGGAGGAAGAGGAGCAGCCAGAGGAGGAAGAGGAGCAGCAAGAGGAGGAAGAGGAGCAGCCAGAGGAGGAAGAGGAGCAGCCAGAGGAGGAAGAGGAGCAGCAAGAGGAGGAAGAGGAGCAGCAAGAAGAGGAAGAGGAGCAGCCAGAGGAGGAAGAGGAGCAGCCAGAGGAGGAAGAGGAGCAGCCAGAGGAGGAAGAGGAGCAGCCAGAGGAGGAAGAGGAGCAGCAAGAGGAGGAAGAGGAGCAGCCAGAGGAGGAAGAGGAGCAGCCAGAGGAGGAAGAGGAGCAGCCAGAGGAGGAAGAGGAGCAGCAAGAGGAGGAAGAGGAGCAGCAAGAGGAGGAAGAGGAGCAGCCAGAGGAGGAAGAGGAGCAGCAAGAGGAGGAAGAGGAGCAGCCAGAGGAGGAAGAGGAGCAGCCAGAGGAGGAAGAGGAGCAGCCAGAGGAGGAAGAGGAGCAGCAAGAGGAGAGGCCAGGCUAG